CAAAAUGGCGGCCCGCAUACGGCUGAAACUGAACUUCGACGGGUCAGUUUGUCCACAAAUUACACCGAGAAAAUGCUGGUUUCUGGUGAAUAAAGACGACUGUAAUGUCGUGGCCGACUUAGAGUAUUUAAUCCGUGAGCGUUUUGAGCUGGACAGGGGUCAAAUAUUAUCUCUAACUCUGGACAGCUUCUUGCUGCCGUCUAUGGAAAAGAUUCACGUGGUUCGUGAUAAUGACACGAUUUGGGUACAUGCUGAGCAGAUUGGCAACAUUGUUGACGAUCUUCAAGUGAGCAAGUCCCCAACACCUCUCAGUGAGUCUGUCACAGACACAGAAGUUUCUGUGGAAAGCAAUCAACAUUCAUCAAAACAGCAAAGAAGAAAAAGAAAAUGCUCUGAAGUGACAGAAGAAACAAGUAAGCUCAUUCAUAAAGAGACUGUCAACAGCGAAGAGCAAGACAAUGACAGAACAUCAAACGAGAGCACGGACGUGUCAGUACAAAUUAGCAAAGAGUCACAACCAAAGAAGAAUUGCACUAAGAAGAAAAAAAAGAAGAACAAGAAGAAGAAUUCCCGCGAGCCCGAUGAUGAACCAAAAACACCUCCUCACAAAAGCAGAGGAACUAGCAAGAAGGACUCAAAACAAAAAGGCAAAAAGAAAUCACUUCAUGACAUAUCACCAAGAACCAGUUCCAAUUCAGAGAAUGAGAACAGCAAAAAACGUGAAGACAAAACUCCUAGUUCUGAUUGUGCCUCAAAAUUAUACAAAAGGCGCUCAAAAACAACAAUUUCUGAAGAUAGCACUGAUGAUCUGCACAAAAGGUUAGCCUCUUUUCCAGUGUCUUCAACAAAGUCCAGUAGAACACCGAGUACAAUAACCCCAGUUACCAGACCUGAACGUGUUGAGAAUGAGACUAGCAAGCUGCCAACCGGACUUCUUUUAAAUGUGGAGAAAAACCAAGUUCGAGAGAAGAAGCGGUCUGUAGCUCCAACUGUUCCCUCCACUGGUCACAUACGCUUUGACUCCUCAGAAUCAGAAGUGUCAUCUGAAGACGAUUCAGAUGCAGAUAAUGGUAAACAAACAAGUAAACAAUCAGAAACAAGUCAACAGUCAGAAACAAGUAAACAACCAGACAAAGAACAAACAGACAAAGUGCAACCGGGUACGGAGGAAACUUUUGAAAGAAGGGACCAACCAGGUGCUCAAAAUUGUAGUGCUGUUCAGUCACCCGCUGUUACUCCAUCUGGAAAACACAAACCUGGAUUCCUGUCUUUAAAGAACAUGAAGUUUAAAAGGCAGAACAGCUCAGUUCCCCACCAGGUUGGAACUAAUUCCAGAGGGAAGGGGUCCGAGACCGAUAGUUGGCCCUGGGAUAGAGGGAACUGGGAUAAGAACAGUCAACUCAACACAACACAAAGCAACAAGUCUGUCAUAAUAGAGAACCCUCCCCAAGAGUCUGAGCCUGUGCUUAAGGAUUUCACCUCAUUCCCAUCACUGGUUGGUCCUCCAAGACAAGGCGACAUCAUCGCAUAUAAGAUCCUUGAAUUAUCGGAGUCCUAUUGCCCAGAGCUGUCCAACUACAAGGAAGGCAAGGUUCUUAGCGUUGACACGGCAACCGGCCAGAUUGAGAUUGAGCUCAGUCACGUCACUAUGGUUACCAGAGCUUCCAAACCGGGUAAAUUUGAUCUCCAGUGGGAUGCCGAAGAAGGAGACGAGGAGGGUGAAAUCAAUGUUACCAACAACAAUAGUGUAGACUUAAAUGUCUCUGUACAGCUAGGAGAUCUUGUGGACCCUCGUCUCGUCCCACCGAUGUCUGUGUGACAAUCCUUAUACUCACAGACAAUGAUGUGAGGGUUAGGACAUCCAAAUGUCAACCUGAACGCCAAGGUAUUACACUGUUUCAAAUAUGACACUUUUAGGUUUUUUUUUAAAAGAGGCAAAUCAAGGUUUAAGAACAUCAAAGUUGAACAAAUUUAUGCUGUUUACUGGAGAACCAAUAUGGAUUCCAUCUUGUUUUGAAUUUUCUAUUCUAAGUACUGCGUAUGCAGUGCUGACACACAUUGGUGUAAAUUUACAUAUUGUAAACCGUAGGAUUCGUACUGCCUCUAGCUACCAGUCGCAUCUCGGUGGUCUAGUUCACAAGACAUUGCUUUAGAAUUGUAAAGGUCGUGGAUUCGAAUCCCACACAAGUAAUAUGUUUGUGAUUUGUUUUCUCAGAGCUCGGGAAAGUACUGAGUAAACA
Messenger RNA from Asterias rubens (European starfish), 2240 nucleotides. Its product is annotated as coilin-like. Gene Ontology annotation, biological process: spliceosomal snRNP assembly. The record is from RefSeq and is a predicted model, not a curated record. Gene Ontology annotation, molecular function: U1 snRNA binding; U2 snRNA binding. Lineage: Eukaryota; Metazoa; Echinodermata; Asteroidea; Forcipulatida; Asteriidae. Gene Ontology annotation, cellular component: Cajal body. The coding region runs from base 5 to 1819 and encodes 604 amino acids. The transcript is spliced from 6 exons.